Vitis riparia (riverbank grape) is the source of this 1401-nucleotide messenger RNA. Its product is annotated as transcription factor bHLH121-like. The record is from RefSeq and is a predicted model, not a curated record. Lineage: Eukaryota; Viridiplantae; Streptophyta; Magnoliopsida; Vitales; Vitaceae. The transcript is spliced from 5 exons. Gene Ontology annotation, biological process: intracellular iron ion homeostasis. The coding region runs from base 157 to 1140 and encodes 327 amino acids. Gene Ontology annotation, molecular function: protein dimerization activity; DNA-binding transcription factor activity.
AAUAAAUAAAUAAAUAAAACCCAGGUAGAAAGAAACGGUUCAAAUUUCAUGAAAAAAAAAGUGCAAGGUAUCACAAUUCUGUUCCAUAGGAAGACUGGAUCAUAGCUUACAGAUAAGCCUGGAGCCGGAUCAAAAGUUAAGUAUCAUGCGGCCGCCAUGGAUCAUCUGAACCCUGAAGCUUUCUGCCAGUCCACUCACUACCCACCUCCUGACCCGCAUGUCUCCUCCACUCGCUCACACCCAGACUCCAGCAAGAGGUCUGAGGGGGAAUUCAAGGAUUUUGUUACUGCAAGGAAGGUUCAGAAGGCUGAUAGGGAGAAAUUGAGGAGGGAUCGGUUGAAUGAGCAGUUUAUAGAGUUGGGAAAUGCAUUAGAUCCUGAUAGGCCCAAAAAUGAUAAAGCAACCAUUCUUUCUGAUACAAUUCAAUUGCUCAAGGACUUGACAGCUCAAGUUGAGAAACUGAAAGCUGAGAAUGCAUCACUAAAUGAAGAAUCCCGUGAGUUAACUCAGGAGAAGAAUGACCUCAGAGAAGAGAAGGCAUCCCUCAAAUCGGCUACUGAGAACCUUAAUGUUCAGUAUCAGCAGAGACUCAGAGCUAUGUUCCCAUGGUCUGCCAUUGAUCCCUCAGUUGUUGUAAGUCCACCUUCUUACCCGUUUCCAGUGCCAGUCCCAGUGCCUAUCCCUACAGGUUCAAUUCCCAUGCAUCCAUCUAUGCAGCCAUACCCUUUCUUUGGAAGUCAGAACACUGGGAUCAUUCCUAACCCCUGUUCGACUUUUGUUCCAUACUUUACUCCAAAUACCCUGAUUGAACCACAGUCAACACAACAUGUAUCUCCACCUAUGCAACCAGGCAGUACGUCCAACAUUUCAAGCAAACAGGAUUCCAAGAAUGAGUCACCAGGGGAGAGCAAGAGUGAAAAAGGUGAAGAUUCUACUGAUGUUGCAACAGACCUACAGCUCAAGACACCUGGAUCUAAAUCUGAUCAGGAACUAUCAUCAGGGCAACACAAACCCAAGAGAUCUCUGAGUAAGGAAAAGAACAGUACAGAAGGGAGCUCUUCAAGUAGGUGUUCUUCGUCUCCGAGUGUACAGGAUAGCUCCUCAAAUAGUGUAGUUGGUGGCAGAAAGGCUGAUGACUGAGCAAGAAAAUAAUCGAAAAGAAAAAAAUCCAGCCUCUUUUCUCUUCUGUAUCUCCAUUAUUGAUUUUGCACAUUUUGUUUCCUGGAGUUGCUUUUCAGUUGCAUUAAUUUCUGAUAUACCUUCUAACCAAAUCACUCCUAAUAUAACUAAUAAGGAAUGAUUAUGGUUGGAUUUAGUCUUUAUUGUCUUCUUUUAGUAGGUCAGAAAGAAAAAUUCUUGGCUUGGGAUUUAAAUACAUGCGAGUCUAAGCUUGUUGGUAGA